UUACCUGAGGAAACGAGAGUUUGAUUCAAAGUGUACCCUUAUAUGAAUGAACGAAAACAACAGAAAGUCAUCUUAAUAACAGGAGGUCAUUUUAAUCAUUUUUUGAGAGAGAGAGAGGAUCUCGGCUGCAUGAAGAUAACCAGAAAUGGCAUCACCACAAACGCUUCAGCCUGUCCUGAAGAUGAAGGUCGACGAGCUCUUCCUCUUUUGGUUGAGUGAGCCAAGUACACAGGCGAUGCUAAAAGACUACCUCAACAAAAUCAAGAACGGGGAAGAAAUGGAUCUAAGCCAUGGCGAUUUUAAGAGCACAAGCACUUUGGUAUUAACAGAAAACAACAACAUUGCUUCAAAGAUAAAUGGGACGGACAGAAUGACUGCGGCCCUUGGUUCCCCAUGCAGCCCUCCUUCCGCCUCGCUGCCAUCUGCGAGUGGCAGCAAUAACAGAGCUGGAGUGAAUGCGAGGGCCCUGCGACGCUCUGUCAGCACUAAGAAGCAGGCGCAGGCUAAGAAAGAGGAGCCCGUGACACCAGCUUUAAGUGAAAGCAUUCCAAAGUUCUACUUCCCUCGAGGACAACCCCAGGCCAACAUCAACAUAGACAAUCUCAUUUCCAAGAUCGAACAAAUGUUUUCUCAAUUUCCUGAUGAAAGAGUCACUAUUAAAGACAUGGGGCUAGUUGCCAAGGCCUGUGAGUGCCCACUCUAUUGGAAAGCUCCAUUGUUCCAUGCUGCCGGAGGAGACAGGAGGGGAUAUGUGUCCGUUCACAAGUUUGUGGCAAUGUGGCGAAAAGUGCUUCAGACCUGUCAUGAUGACGCAUCCAAAUUUCUUCACCUUCUGGCCAAGCCUGGCUGCAAUUAUUUGGAACAAGAGGACUUUAUUCCAUUCCUGCAGGAUGUAGUGGAUUCACAUGCAGGUCUGGCAUUUCUAAAGGAGGCUUCAGACUUUCACUCACGCUACAUUACAACUGUAGUCCAAAGGAUAUUUUAUAAUGUAAACCGCUCAUGGACUGGAAAAAUAACAUGUCCAGAACUCAGGCGAAGUAGUUUUUUACAGAAUGUGGCAUUACUGGAAGAGGAGGAAGAGAUUAAUGAGUUAACGGAGUUCUUCUCCUAUGAACAUUUUUAUGUCAUCUACUGUAAGUUUUGGGAGCUGGACACGGAUCACGACUUGUACAUAGACCAGAGAGACCUGACGCGACAUAACGAUCAAGCCAUUUCCAACCGAAUGAUUGAGAGGCUAUUCUCUGGAGCUAUAUCCAGGGACAGAAAGGUUCAUAAAGAGGCCAAGUUAAACUAUGCUGACUUCGUGUGGUUCCUCAUAUCUGAGGAGGAUAAAAAGACUGAGACCAGCAUAGAGUACUGGUUUCGCUGUAUGGAUCUGGAUGGGGAUGGAGUUCUGUCCAUGUAUGAACUUCAGUACUUCUACCAGGAACAGUGUCAGAAGCUUGAGGCUUUGGCCAUUGAACCAUUGCCUUUCGAGGACUGCCUGUGCCAAAUGUUAGACAUGGUCAAGCCAGAAAUCCCAGGAAAGAUCACUCUCAGGGACUUGAAGCGGUGUAAGCUUUCCCAUAUUUUCUUUGACACGUUCUUCAACAUUGAGAAGUACCUAGAGCACGAACAGAGGGAUCCCUUAAUGGCUGCAAGGGAUACCGAGACAAUGGGACAGGAGAUUUCUGACUGGGAGAGAUAUGCUGCAGAGGAGUAUGAUAACUUGGUGGCAGAGGAAACUGCGAACGAGCACUAUAACGAUGGCUAUGACAAUGCUCUGGACCCAGUUGAUCACAUUACAUGUGCCUUUGACCUUCGGAGCGAGAAGAGACAUCUCUUUGAGAUUCCCAACCCUCACAGUAAUCUGGACUUGGAUGAAUAUGAAUACGAGGACGAUUUUGAAUGACUACACAAGUAACGGUGACUAUCUGGAAGUGUGUGGAACAGGAUGUGGACUGAUCCUGCUCUCAAAUACUGAUACUGCCUGGUUCAGCUAACCGAGGCUCAAGAAGCGUACGGAUGCACUCCUUCAGCCGCUGGAUGCCAGACAGUAAACCAGCGGUCGGGCGAGGCUCUGUUUAUCAAGACGGAUUGUGAUGGCCCAGUCUGUCUGUCAGUGUGACAUCUAUGCACAACCAGGUCUAUAAAAUGUAGCUGCACUGUAGGUUUCAAGGAACUACGCUGGAACCAAACCAGGACACUUGAAAUAUUGAAUAUGCACCAAGUUUAUAAAUAUUUACGUUUUUACUCUCAGAAUUGGUUUAUAAGACAUUCCAGAGAUUCACCAAAGUGAUUUCGGCUUCAUUUCAUGGAAGGAUGAAAUAAUGUGGUGAUCAGACUCUGACAUGUCUAUGUGAGAGGUGUCUUUAAAUUAUAAUGUAUUUAUAUGUAUUUGUAAAUGUUUGUUGGUUUUGCCUUUUGUUUGUUCAAAACCUUUAGGCUUAGUCCACUUAAAUGUUUUCAACAAAUUAUGUUUGUCAUUUCUAUAGAAGUACCUCCUAAAAAUAUACUUUUAUUGUAAAAAAAUUUUUGGUAUUAAAAGUUCAAUAAACAGGGAUGUGAUUUUUCCGGA
Pimephales promelas (fathead minnow) is the source of this 2557-nucleotide messenger RNA. It is a transcript of the gene ppp2r3b, whose product is annotated as protein phosphatase 2, regulatory subunit B'', beta. Gene Ontology annotation, molecular function: protein phosphatase regulator activity; calcium ion binding. Gene Ontology annotation, biological process: protein dephosphorylation. Gene Ontology annotation, cellular component: protein phosphatase type 2A complex. NCBI's taxonomy places the organism in Eukaryota, Metazoa, Chordata, Actinopteri, Cypriniformes, Leuciscidae. The record is from RefSeq and is a predicted model, not a curated record.